This is a messenger RNA of Ostertagia ostertagi, 1074 nucleotides long. The record is from the annotation of a GenBank genome assembly. Lineage: Eukaryota; Metazoa; Nematoda; Chromadorea; Rhabditida; Trichostrongylidae.
AUGCUGAGCAAGACGCUCAACACUUCGGAUCCGACGGCAGAGAUGACCUCUUCUCCUGAAGGAAAUACUCCAGGCUUCAACGUUCCUCACAUCUAUGCGGAGAAACUACAAAAGAUAAACCAUGACCAUGUCAUUGAGAGAGGACACUCUAUUCCCGAAAUCAAUGAAAAGAGUGGAGUGGCUGAGGAGCUUUUCCAGGGCGAUAUCCUUCUCGCAAAGCCUCACGUUGUGGACGUUUCCAACAAUGCUGGAGACGGAAUUGGGGGUGCCGGCAUUGGGGAAACCAGCCGAAGCAAGCGUCAAGCAGUCACAGAUCCCGAUCUGUUGUGGAAUGACGGAAUAGUGUACUACUACUUCAACGAUUCUAUUAGUAACAAUCUCAGAACGAUUUUCUUGAAAGCAGCGGAAUUGUGGGAGAAAGAUUCGUGCGUCAAAUUUGAGUAUAACGAUAAAGCAACCGAUCGAAUCUUGGUGCACGAAGGGAAUGGUUGCUUGUCAUCAGUAGGAAAAAUAGGAGGCGAGCAGCAAAUAUCACUAGGAGAAGAUUGUGAUUCGUCCCCAUCCGACACCGAAAUCGAGGUUGAGGUUCUGAGCUUUCUGAGUACCGAGGAUUAUUAUAAUCAUGACGGAUGUGUGUACGGUGGUGUAGAAAUCAAGACGAACAAGGACCAACGGCUAACUGGCUAUAGGUUCUGCUCUAAGAGCACAGACGGGACCAGACUCCGUUCUCACACUAAUCGGACUCCUAUAAUUACAUGGGACAGAUGGUUCGGAUGGGAAGUGACUCUAGGCUAUCGUCAUGUUUCGAAAAGCGAACUUCGACCAACUCCUCGAACAGUUCAACCAUUUCCCACUACCACCAGAACUCCUCCUCCGGAUUAUUCUUUCUGGACCUCCGGUAGAGCAGCACACGAAUGUGUGGACUAUCCAACCUGCCCACCUCACGUCAACACUGUUGGGACCUGCAAUGAUCCAUCCCUGGAGGUCUAUUGUCCAAAGUUUUGUAAUCUGUGCUAUACUCCUCGGUCUACCAACAGCGAAAUCGGAGCUCGUCGUUCUCCCACGAACAAAUAA